Molecule: messenger RNA, 653 nt
Organism: Penaeus vannamei (Pacific white shrimp)
Lineage: Eukaryota; Metazoa; Arthropoda; Malacostraca; Decapoda; Penaeidae
Source: RefSeq, a predicted model, not a curated record
CCUCGGCCGCCUUGUCCCUUCUGGAGCGCAUCCAGCGGGCAAUGAAGGAGAAUGACGACGCCAAGCUGUCCGAUCAGUGCAAUAACGACCUCAACACCCUCAUCUCCGUCCUCGAGAGCCCCGUCUUCAGGGGCAUCGUCAAUAUCCAGGAGUCACUGAAGGAGCUGAAGAAGCAGGUGUCGCAGCACCCGUCCAUCGUGCCCGCAGACUUCGACAUCACCCGCGAGGGCAAGCUCGUCCUCCAUGUCUCGCCCGAAUUCGCUGUGGCCUGCGAGGCUGCCACGCUGCCCCUCAACUCUUCCAUCAUGGUGCAGCGGGAAGAGGAGCUCCGUGAUGCCGAGCCCUCCAUAUGUUCGGAGAAGAUCGAACUGCAAGAGAUGGGCCAGGGCAAGGAGGUGAGCGACGGCAGCCACGACGGCGACGAGAUGCCGCCCUCCAUCACCAACGCCACGCUGGACGAGGAGCUGCAGAGGGCCAUCCAGGCGGCUGCACAGGGCCGCGACAUACACCACAUACAGCUGUACAAACCCGAUGGAAGCAGUCUGGGAUUCAGCGUGGUGGGCCUGAGGUCGGAGAAGCGAGGGGAGCUCGGCAUCUACGUACAGGGCAUCCAGGCCACCGGCAUCGCAGCUCAGUAAGUACCCUGUUUUUGU